CCCCCGGGCCCGGAAGGAGGAAGUGCCGGCGGGAGGAGCGCCGGGUGUGUAGGGUGGUGCCGCCGCUUCUCCUCGGAGCGAGGCGGGAGCUCAGUGUCAGAGGCUCGGCUCCUCCUCGAAAUAUGGAUGGGAAGAGUAGAAUGUGUUUAAUUAUGAAUCGUCAGGCACUGGAGAAAGACAUCAAAACCUCUUACAUUAUGGAUUGUAUGGUUGCUGACCAAGUCCUGACACUGCAGGAGGAAGAGAAAGUGAAACAGCAGAAUACACAGAAGGAGCGAGCAGCUAUGUUAAUAAACACUCUUCUUACCAAAGACAAUAACGCGUAUAGAUCUUUUUAUAAUGCACUGCUUCAUGAAGGAUACCGAGAUCUUGCUGCACUUCUUCAGGAUGGCAUCCCUGCCUUCUCCUCCAGGAAUGGAAAGAGUGCUAUGGAUGAGAUGACUUCGUACGUGAAGACAACUCUCUGCGAAGGAGGCGUGCCACAGAGACCAGUUGUGUUUGUCACUCGGCCAAAGCUGGUGGAUGCUAUUAAAGAGAAACUGUGCAGCUUAGGAAGUGAUCCAGGCUGGGUCACAGUUUAUGGAAUGGCAGGUUGUGGAAAGACGGUUUUAACAGCGGAAGCUUUAAGGGAUCACCAGCUCUUGGAAGGUUAUUUUCCAGGAGGAGUUCACUGGAUCUCCGUUGGAAAACAGGACAAAGCAGGGCUCCUCAUAAAACUACAGAAUCUCUGUAGUAGAUUAGAACAUGACUCUACUCUUUCGCAGAGACCGCCACUUAACAUCGAGGAGGCCAAAGAUCGUCUUCGUUUGCUGAUGCUGCGCAAAUACCCUAGGUCUCUUUUGGUCCUGGAUGAUAUUUGGGAUUCCUGGGUAUUAAAAGCAUUUGAUAAUCAAUGUCAAGUUCUUAUCACCAGCAGGGACAGGAGUGUGACAGAUGCUGUGUCUGGCAAUAAAUAUGAGAUUCAUGUGGAAAGUGGACUAACACAUGAGAAGGGACUGGAGGUUUUAGCCCUGUUUGUGAAUAUGAAAAUAUCAGAACUGCCAGAACAAGCUAACUGCAUUAUAAGGGAAUGCAAAGGUUCUCCUCUUGUGAUAUCCUUGAUAGGUGCAUUACUACGAGACUUCCCUAGUCGUUGGGAAUACUAUCUCAAACAGCUGCAGAAUAAGCAGUUUAAAAGAAUAAGAAAAUCUUCAUCUUAUGACUAUGAAGCCCUUGAUGAAGCGAUGUCCAUAAGUGUAGAGCAACUGAGUAAUGAUUUGAAAGAUUACUAUAAAGACCUCUCCAUCCUCCCAAAAGAUGUUAAAGUACCUACUAAGGUGCUCUGUAUUCUUUGGGACAUGGAAACUGAAGAAGUUGAAGAUAUACUGCAGGAAUUUGUUAACAAAUCAUUAUUGUUCUGUGAUCGUAAUGGGAAUUCAUUUCAUUAUUAUUUACACGAUCUUCAACUUGACUUUCUUACAGAGAAGAAUCGCAACCAGCUUCAGGAACUACAUAAAAACAUAGUAAAUCAGUACAAGAAAUAUUACAAGCUGCAUGUGCCUGUGCUAUCUCAAGAGGACUGCAUGUACUGGUAUAACUUUCUAGCAUAUCACAUGGCUGGUGCCAACAUGCAGAAGGAACUCCGUGAUCUUAUGUUUUCUCUAGACUGGAUUAAAGCUAAAACAGAAUUGGUAGGGCCUGCUCAUCUUAUUCAUGAAUAUGUAGAGUAUAGUUCAGUCCUGGAUCAAAAGGACAGCAUAAUACGUGAGAAUUUUCAGGAAUUUCUGUCUUUAAAUGGGCACCUUCUUGGACGACAGCCUUUUCCUGACAUUACUCAGCUGGGUCUUUGCCAACCAGAGACAUCAGAGGUGUAUCAACAAGCCAAGCUACGAGCUCAAAGAGAAACAGGAACAUUUUACUUGGAAUGGAUAAAUAAAAAAUCCUUGAAAAACCUCUCCCGUCUGGUUGUUCGUCCACAUAGAGAUGCAGUUUACCACGCCUGCUUUUCUAGGGAUAGACAAAGAAUAGCAUCAUGUGGAGCUGAUAAAACACUUCAGGUGUUCAAAGCAGAAAGUGGAGAGAGAUUGCUGGAGAUAAGUGCUCAUGAUGAUGAAAUACUUUGUUGCACUUUUUCUGCAGAUGAUAAAUACGUAGCAACUUGCUCAGCUGAUAAAAAAGUGAAGAUCUGGAAUUCAAGAACAGGCAAGUGUUUGUACGUAUAUGAAGAACACACAGAGCAGGUCAAUUGCUGCCAGUUCAAUAACAGGAGGGGUCAGUAUCUUUUAGCCACCUGCUCAGAUGACACUUACAUCAAACUUUGGGAUUUGAAGGAUAAGUAUUGUAGGAAUACGAUGUUUGGUCAUGUAAACGCCGUCGGUCACUGUAGAUUUUCACCAAAUGAUGACUAUAUUGCUAGCUGCUCAACGGAUGGAACGGUGAAGCUUUGGGACGUGCGUUCAGCAAAUGAACUGAAAACUAUUGAGAUAAAAGAUUUCUUCAGGAAUGCAGAUGAGCAACAAGAUGAUGUGGAGGUUUUAGUAAAAUGUUGCUCUUGGUCCGGAAGCAGUGAUAUAAUUUUGGUGGUAGCCAAAAAUAAGCUUUUGCUUUUUGAUGUUACAACAAGUAAUCUGUUAACGCAAGUCAUCGUAAGUCAUCACAGUACAAUCCAGUAUUGUGACUUCUGUGCUGGGGAUGAGUUAGUAGCAGUUGCUUUGUCUCAUUGUUCUGUUGAGUUAUGGAAUAUUAAAUCCUUAUCAAAAGUAGCAGAUUGCAGGGGACACAUGAGCUGGGUUCACUGUGUGGCGUUUUCCUCAGAUGGAUCUUUAUUUCUGACAUCUUCUGAGGACCAGACAGUACGGAUUUGGGAAACAAACAAGGUGUGCAAGUCUUCUGAUGCUGUCCUAAAAAGUGAACUAGAUGUUGUGUUUCACAAUGGUGAAGUUAUGAUUUUAGCAAUUUACAAUCAGAAGCAUAUACAACUCAUUAAUGGAAAUACAGACAGCAUUAUCAUACAGACAGAACCUCAGGAAUCCCUUAUUUGCUGCUGUUGCUUAAGUGAAGAUCUUAAAUUUGCAGCAUUUGGGCAGGAGAAUGGAACAAUAAAGGUAUUGCAGUUGUUGGAUGGGAAAGUUCUGACAUCCUGGGAGGCCUACAGGACAUCUGUGCAGCAUUGUCGAUUUACCACUGAUUGUCAGACUCUGGUUUCAAGUGCUCAUGAUGCAGUCAUACAGGUAUGGAAUUGGCGGUUGAACGAGUGUGUGUUUCUGAGAGGGCAUAAGGAAGCAAUCAAAGACUUUGCAUUUCUGGAAAAUUCAAAACUUCUUUCCUGGUCGUUUGAUGGAACAGUUAAGGUUUGGAAUAUCACCACUGGCAAAACAGAAAAAGAUUUUGCUUGCCAUAGAGGUGCUGUUCUUUCUUGUGCAGUUUCACCUGAUGGUAGUAGGUUUUCAUCUACUUCUGCUGACAAAACUGCAAAGAUAUGGAGCUUUGAAAGUUCAUCUGUUCUUCAUGAGCUGAAAGGUCAUGAAGCUUGCGUGCGGUGCUCUACUUUCUCUCCUAAUAACAAAUUACUGGCCACUGGAGAUGACAAAGGAGAUAUAAGGAUUUGGGACAUUUUAACAGGUGAAUUACUUCACUUCUGCUCCUCAGUUACUGUAGAUGAAGGAGAACCAACACACGGUGGCUGGGUAACAGACCUCGCAUUUUCUCCUGACAGUAAGAUGCUUGUGUCAUCUGAAGGCUAUCUUAAGUGGUGGGAUGUAACUACUGGAGAAUCCUUGCAAACCUUCUACACAAAUGGAACAAACCUCAAGUCAAUACACGUGUCCCCUAACUUUGAAGUGUACGUGACUGUUGAUAAUCUUGGUAUUCUUUAUGUGUUACAGAAGUUGUGAUUAAUGGGCUGAACAUUGCAGAGAUCGCUGAACUCAUAUUUUGAGCUGAAAACAAGAUUGUGCUAAUUUUUUCUCUCUUGUUGAGCUGUGAAUUAUAUUUCAGUGUUGUACUCAUGAUGUUUUCAUGCACAUUUAUGUACAUUUCUGCAUGUUUUUCCCAAUUAACUUGCUUUUAAUCUUGGUUUUGAUAAGCAUCAUUAUAAUAUUUAACACCUGCUUUGCAUCUUAAGUAUAUUGCUUCCAUUUUUGUAAUGAAAUUUUAUUAAGAUUUAUUCAAAUUAGUUGAAAUUAAUAAUUAACAGCAGUGAAAAAAUAAUAGGAAUAUAAUAGAUCAGCAGCAUAUUUUGUGCGAGGGCUGGUGGCUAAAUGCUCUCUUGUCAUGAACACAACUGUGAGAUACAAUUUUUUUUUUUUUUGCUAUGUUGAAAGGCUUUUCAUUUAGUACAGAAUGGAAAGAAUCAGGGACAUCCUUCAUUUGAAAAAAGGAGCUAGCUAUACUGCUGCUUGAAGUUCAAAGCAAAUCAAGUGGCUGUUCAGUUUACAGCAGCAUUGCUUCCCUCUUGCCCCAAGAGUCUUCACGCUUCUAACCUUGUGGAGGUAAAAAUGAUGAAGAGAUAAAUGAUGUGUAUGAGCUAUCCUUAUUAAGGGGAACAUCUUGAGCCUUGUUUUCUCAAGGCAAAAUCUGACGGGACAUUGGAAUUGAAGUGGAAGAGAUUGUGCCACGUGUCCAUUCAAACAAUGAAUACAGCUUACCAGCUAAAUUGAGACUGGAAAUGCUUUAAAAGGUUUAUAUUGAAAAAUAUCAGAGGGUGUGACUUGUGUUUACUUCCAGUUUUGAAAUUUGCGUUGAGUUCAUACUAUGAAGACAUUCUGUUGUUGGCUUUGUUAACACUGGGUUCUUUGUACAGGGAUCUUUUUCCUGGUAAAAUGUGAUUUUUAUUAUUGUUUUGUUUUUAUAAUCUAUUUAUAGAUUCUGUAUAGGGUGGGAUCUUUGAUGUUUUGUACUAGUUGUACUUGGCAUAUCUUUUGUGAAUACUUGGUUAACAAUUUUUCUUGGAUGCCAGUAAGCCUUGUUCUAGCAAACUGCCUUUUUAACUAUGAAGAGGGACUGCACAAACAUUAGUGCCAUGAUUUUCAUAUUUUUGUAGUUGGCGGUAGAACACAUCUAAAUACUUGAUUGUAAAAGGUACUUUAACAAGGGUGUAUCACCUGAUACUGAAUAAUGGUAUUUUCACUUUUCGUAGCUUUUCUGUUUGCAUUUCAGAAGAUGUAGUACACAUUCUUAACAUUUUCCUGUUUUUGACAAUCCAUGAUUUUUUUUCCCCCUCUUUUCUAACUUGAAAUUCUACUGUUUCUAAGGUGCUAUUGAAUACGGGUCGGUAUAAUUAGAGUACUGCUGGCAGAAAUAUAAAGAGAAGAAAUUUGAUAGAAAAAAAUAAUGUUUUAUAUUAUAAGCAUGUACAGCAUUCAAUAAAGAUGAUCCAGGCAAUAUGAGCUGAAAAUAUGAAAGAA
Numida meleagris (helmeted guineafowl) is the source of this 5384-nucleotide messenger RNA. RefSeq names its product apoptotic peptidase activating factor 1 (gene APAF1). Lineage: Eukaryota; Metazoa; Chordata; Aves; Galliformes; Numididae. Gene Ontology annotation, molecular function: ADP binding; protein binding. Gene Ontology annotation, cellular component: apoptosome. The transcript has 27 exons. The record is from RefSeq and is a predicted model, not a curated record. The coding region runs from base 123 to 3872 and encodes 1249 amino acids. Gene Ontology annotation, biological process: apoptotic signaling pathway; regulation of apoptotic process.